AUGGGAUUGGAACAAUCAACUCCUCAGGAGUUAAGGUCAUUUUCAGAUUGGAUACUUCAAGUCGGUGAAGGUCGAUCUGGAACAGUGGUCAAUGAUAAACUUUUUGUUGAUAUUCCUUCUGAUCUAAUAAUUCCUGUCUUGGAGAAUCCAGUGGAAGAUAUUGAUAGGGCAAUUUUGGCUCCGACUGUCGACAAUGUUGAAGAGAUAAACAAUUAUAUAGUUGACUUGUUGUCCGGGGAGGAGAAAAAUUAUCUCAGUGCUGAUUCGAUAUGUGGUAGUGAUGUCUAUUCUGAUGUUGAUGUUGAUUGGAUAAAUGUUGAAUUCUUGAAUCAGAUUACGUGUUCUGGUCUACCUAAUCAUUCGUUGAAGUUGAAAAUAGGCGUGCCUAUUAUUUUGUUGAGGAAUAUUGAUCCAGCUGGGGGUUUGUGUAAUGGGACUCGACUUGUUGUGCGAGAUUUAGGGAGAAAUGUGAUCGGUGCGAAUAAUGUUUCUGGUAGCAAUGUUGGGGAUAAAGUUUUUAUCAGUAGAAUGAAUAUGAUUCCCAGUGAUACGGUUAUACCGUUUAAAUUCCAACGUCGUCAGUUUCCGGUUUCUCUGUCGUUUGCGAUGACAAUAAACAAGAGCCAGGGUCAGACAUUAUCAACAGUCGGUUUGUUCUUGCGUCGUCCUGUGUUUUGUCACGGUCAACUUUAUGUAGCUGUUUUCCGAGUUAGGAAUAGAAAUGGUCUUAAGAUUUUACUUUGUGAUGAUGGAUUAGUUGAUCCUAUCAGGAUUGAGAACGUUGUUAAGGAUUUUCCCAUAGAGUCUCAAAUAGAAGAUUUGCAACCAAUCAAUCAGGUAUCGGGUUUCUACCUAAUCUACUUCCUCAGCGGUGAUGUGAUUGGCAGAGUUUUUCCAGCAAAGUGA
Messenger RNA from Arachis ipaensis, 906 nucleotides. RefSeq lists its product as uncharacterized. Gene Ontology annotation, cellular component: replication fork. Lineage: Eukaryota; Viridiplantae; Streptophyta; Magnoliopsida; Fabales; Fabaceae. Gene Ontology annotation, biological process: DNA replication. The record is from RefSeq and is a predicted model, not a curated record.